GCCCUGCCAGAUAGGCCAUUUUUGCCCUUAGUUUGUAGACUAAGGGCAAAAUGGCCUCUCUGGCUGGGCGCAUGCGCACAGCGCAUUUCGCCCGUGGAAGCUUCUAGACACUAACAACCUACCUUCUACGCAUGCGCAAUACCAUAGCCCACGCUGUGCAUGCGUACUGAAAAAAAAAAACAUUUGCACGAGGCGUGUGGUGUGUGGGGACUGACAAGGACAACCAGCCAAACAAUCGUUUAACAUAAAGAAUCAAGGCUCAGGGAUACCACAGGUCUCCAGCAGCCUUCUGAGCAAGAAAAUGUCAAGCAAGAAGAAGCCAUCGGGAGCAUUUCAUCGUAAAAGGAGGUUGCAGCAUAGCCAAGAAGACAAGAGUCAAGCUAAAGCAUUAAAAAGGUUUUUCACGACUUCACCAUCAUGCCAGACAGGAAAGCCAGAGACAACUAAAUUGACUGAAUCAGAUCAUGCUGAUGACGGAAAGAUACCAAUCUCUGAGCCUCUACCAGGACCAUCAACCAGUCAAGACCUUCUCACUGCAACUUCAGCAAUACCAUUACCACCUUCCUGUAUUGGCAUUACUGGGACUGACACUGAAGAUGUGGAUGAGGAUUCAUUAAGAGAUGCAGCCCUGCCAUCUACUAGUCGGCAAGCUAUUGAAUCGGAACAAAGAAGAGACCCUUUGUUAUUUCUUUCCAAUGAUUGUGGAGAGUGGCCACUCAAAAUAACUGAUGAGGCACGGAAAAUAAUUGUUGAGCGAGGACCACAGCAAGUCAGAGGCAUAAAGUUUCCUAAGGACAUUCAUGGCAGAAAAUUUUCCCCAUUUCAUUAUUCAAGGAAGUUGUGUAAUGGAGAGCGUGUCAACAGAUAUUGGCUACAGUAUUCUGUAUCUAAAAAUGCAGUGUUUUGUAUUACUUGCAAAAUUUUUGGAAACGACACAUCCAGUCUUGCAGGUAGCCAAGGGUUUUCUAACUGGCGGAACUUGAGCAGGCUUUUGAGCGGUCACGAGAAAUCCCGUCCUCAUAUGGAAAACCGUUCAUCUUGGCGUGAGCUCUCGCAACGUUUGCAUUUAAACAAAACUAUUGAUGCAGAGCAUGAAAGACUUAUUAAUGCUGAAAUUAAACAUUGGGAUCAAAUUCUGAAACGCUUGCUAUGUGCUACACGGUUUUUGGGGGUUCAAGGAUUGCCAUUUAGAGGGACAAAAGAUGUUCUAUUUGAACCUAAUAAUGGCAACUUUUUAAAAUUGAUAGAACAUAUAGCACAGUUUGAUGAUCCGAUGGCUGAACAUGUGAGAAGAAUCACUUCCAAAGAAACACAUGUCCACUAUUUGAGUAAAAAUGUCCAGAACGAGUUUAUUUCUUUCUUGGCAGGCAAGGUCCAGAAUAAUAUUUUGGAACAACUACAUGAGGCAACAUAUUAUUCUAUUAUAUUGGACUGCACACCAGAUAUUAGCAACACCGAACAAAUGACGUUGGUGGUUAGAUUUGUUACAUGUAAAGCAAAUGAAGAUAUCUUGAUUAAGGAACAUUUUUUAGGCUUUGUUCCUGUUGCCAGUCCUUCAGGUGAAGGUAUGACAGAAAUAUUACUCCAUGAGUUGGAAGCACGACGUAUUCCAUUAAAAAACAUGAGAGGCCAGGGAUAUGAUAAUGGUUCUGCAAUGAAGGGAAAACAUGUUGGAGUCCAGAGGAGGAUCCUUGAUUUAAAUCCUAGAGCCUUUUAUGUACCAUGUGGAAACCACUCCCUGAACUUGGUCAUAAAUGAUGCAGCUAUGUCUUGCAAGAUUGCAGCAGACUGUUUCGCCACCGUACAAGACCUCUAUAACCUUUUUUCAGGUUCCCCAGUAAGAUGGGGUACUUUGUUGAAGCAUGUUUCAACUCUCACACUCAAACCACUUAGCAGUACUAGGUGGGAAAGUAGAAUCGAAGCAUUGUUGCCUUUGAGGUUCCAUAUUGAAGAAGUAUAUGAUGCCGUAUAUGAAGCUUCUCAUGAUCAGAAAUUUGAUGGACUCUGUAGGAGCCGUGCUGGUGCUCUUCUUAAAAGACUGCAAAGCUUCACAUUUCUGUGCAGCAUAGUGACAUGGCAUGAGAUCCUGCACAAGAUAAAUAUUGUUAGUAAACAGUUGCAAAAAGUGUCAAUCGAUCUUCAAAAUUCUAUGGCUCUUAUUAAGAGUGUGAAAAGUUUUCUAGAAAGGAUGAGAUCUGAAGAAGGUCUAAAUAGCAUCAUUACAGAUGCAAAGGAACUGGCAGAAAAAAUCGAUGCUACUGCCGACUUUGAAAACGAACAGGAAGCUCGACCGAGAAAAGUAAGCAGACAAUUUUCGUAUGAAUGUAAAGAUGAAGCUGUACAUUCUGGCAAAGAGUCUUUUAAAGUGAACUUUUUUUUUGUUGUGCUUGACACAGCAAUAUCCUCAUUAAAGGAGAGAUUUCAGCUAAUGGACAACCAUAGUGGAAGUUUCAAAUUUCUGUAUGACAUUUCAAGCCUUGGGAAAUGUUGGAAUGAAAAAGAAUUGAAGUACGCCUGUCAACGCCUUGAAACUGUUUUGACAGAUGGAGAAGACCACGAUGUGAAUGCUGGUGAUCUGUAUACAGAGCUACAAUUACUUGCAGAUAUGCUUCCCCCUGGAAGUCUCCCAGCUGAUGCCUUGUCUUUUAUAAAUCAUGGUUCGGAGGAUGUUUUCCCAAAUGUCUACACUGCAUUGAGAAUUCUGUUAACACUUCCAAUAUCCGUGGCCAGCGGUGAAAGGAGUUUUUCAAAAUUGAAACUUAUAAAAAAUUACUUAAGAUCUACUUUGAGUCAAGAGCGCUUGAGUGGACUAUCAACCUUGGCCAUUGAAAAUAGCUUGUUGGAUGACAUGGACACAGAUUCCCUAGUACAUGAGUUUUCCAAAUUGAAAGUCAGAAAAAUCAGGUUUUAAUUUUUACAAGUGUUCAAGUUAAUUUGUGUUAAGGAAAACUGGAUGUUAAAAAAUUAAAAUUGUUGCAAAGUUUAUUAAAAUAUUUAUUUAUUAAAUUAUUAUUAUUAUUAUUUGUGUUAAGGAAAACUGGAUGUUAAAAAAUUAAAAUUGUUGCAAAGUUUAUUAAAAUAUUUAUUUAUUAAAUUAUUAUUAUUAUUAUUAUUAUUAUUAUUAUUUAUUAAGAUUGGAGUUAAUUCUAUGUAAUGUUACUAUAUGAACAUAAUGUUGUUAAUAAACUUCUGGUUGUAAGGAAAACUCUUUUAUCCAUUCUAUUCACCUCUACCUUCUACCUUUUAUUUCUCGGUGAUUGGGGGGUUUUUUUGGGGGGGGGCACCAAAAUCCUGUUUCGCUUACACUUGAAAAUUUCCUUGGGCCGGCCCUGACUGGGACCAAUAUAAAAAGUAUAUGGACAUGCAGUAAGAAACAAGCCUUGUUACGGAAGAAUUAAUUUGGACAUACCAAUACAAUCAGGACUGAAAAACAAUUAUAAAGUUGACUUAAAUGGAUCCCCAAAAGGGAAGAAGGGAAGUACAAUAAGUAUGUAAAUGUGUAUGU
Anolis carolinensis (green anole) is the source of this 3505-nucleotide messenger RNA. RefSeq names its product zinc finger MYM-type protein 1. NCBI's taxonomy places the organism in Eukaryota, Metazoa, Chordata, Lepidosauria, Squamata, Anolidae. The transcript is spliced from 3 exons. Bases 302 to 2911 code for a protein of 869 amino acids. The record is from RefSeq and is a predicted model, not a curated record. Gene Ontology annotation, molecular function: protein dimerization activity.